This is a messenger RNA of Bolinopsis microptera, 4503 nucleotides long. RefSeq names its product serine/threonine-protein kinase 36-like. Gene Ontology annotation, cellular component: cytoplasm. The coding region runs from base 1368 to 4166 and encodes 932 amino acids. The transcript has a single exon. The record is from RefSeq and is a predicted model, not a curated record. Gene Ontology annotation, molecular function: protein kinase activity; ATP binding. Gene Ontology annotation, biological process: protein phosphorylation. NCBI's taxonomy places the organism in Eukaryota, Metazoa, Ctenophora, Tentaculata, Lobata, Bolinopsidae.
AGCCAAUGCUUGUUCUUAAUAGUAUAAAGCAAAGAGGAUUAAAUGCCUUAGCUUCGCUGAGGACCUACAGUUUAUCUCAACCAACUAACUCCAUGAUCACGGUUGCAGUAGCCUCUUCAGUUGUUAAUGAUACUAUGUCCAUUAAUCCAGUUGAAAAGGUAACUCACAAUCAACCUUCAGUCGCUAUUUCAAAAAGUCAUGACAAAGAGAUUUUACUGUCUAAUGUUAAGGAUGAUGAUAUGGUUGUAAGACUUAAUUCACUUUUCAGAGAAUGUCCUCAGAAAGGUCAUCUGAAUCAGCUCAUGAUAUUGUAUCACACUGAAUAUGACAUGUCUGUGUGGAGCUAUGAUUCUCAUUCAGAACGUGAGGAAAUGGUGAAACAUUUUACUCAGCUCUCACUAUCAGUAACUGAUAAAAUCAAGAAAGCAGGUUACUGGUGUGACUUUGUUGACCCUACAAGUGGAAUGCCUUAUCAUGGCUCCUAUUCCAAUGAAACUUUGACUGAGUGUGAUGAAGAUUUUCAUAGGUUAAAUGACUAUCUCUCAUUGGAAGACAUAGGAUGCUGUCGUGCUCUAAAACACUGCAAUUGGGACUUCAACAUCUUUGCUGGAUUAUUGGUAACUGAUGCACCAACAGAGAUUCUGAUGGAUGCAUACAAGUCAACAAAUCAUGCUUAAGCUUCAAUUGAGACAUAUCAAUAUUACUCCUAUUAGGAUCAGUUGAGAAUUAGAAAAUGAACCCUUCUCUCUUAAUAUUUCCCAUAUAAAUCCUUAGGUAAAUAAAAAUAACUCAUUUUAUAUGCACGUUUAGGCAGUUGCUCUUGUGACCAGAGUUUUGGAGUUAUAUAUAUAUAUUGGUAUAAAUAUUUAAGUGUGUGUUUGUAUUUUGUAUAUAAUAAAGGUGUUUUAUGCAUUGUGCUAGAUCGUUUUAUAGUUGGUGUUGUUUGAAUUUUGUGACAAAAGUGAGGGCACAUAUCAUGACACAAUAUUGCAUUAAAUGUUAAAAAUUAUCAAAAAAUACUUAAAGAUGAGGUCAUUCAACGUGUUUCCUAGUUUUGUCUGGAGUUUAGUCUACAUUAGAUCAUUUGAUUUCCCUUACAACAGCAACUUAAUGUAAGUUUUAAUUAAUGUUUGCCUUAAUUUAUUGACUUUUACAUUGCAUCUUCUUGUUUGUAUAUUAAAAUUGCAAAUAUAACACCUGUGAUUCCAAGGUCAUAGAACAUUAUCAUGGUAUAGAUACAAUGAAUAUUGCAAAAUCUCCCUGGUAUCGAAUGAUGUUAUGAAGUGUUAAAUGUGAUCUGAAACUGUUAUUUAUAUUUAAUGGUUUUAGCAUGAUUAUUAGCAGCUGCUAAUUUUGAUUUAUGCAAGAUGAUUUUGAAAUUCACUGACUAUCCUACAUGUACAGGUAGUAGAAUGGAGGGCUACCACAUUUUGGAAUGCAUUGGAGAGGGAUCCUUUGGACGUGUAUUCAAAGGAAGAAGAAAAUACACUCUGGACAUUGUGGCCAUGAAGUUCAUCUCAAAGGUUGGAAGAUCAGAAAAGGAACUCAUGAACUUACGCAGGGAAAUCGAUAUUAUGAGAGGAUUGAAACAUGACAAUAUCAUCACACUGCUGGAUUCAUUUGAUACUGAAAAUGAGGUCUGUGUUGUCACUGACUUUGCUGAUGGAGAAUUGUUUCACAUUUUGGAAGACGAUCAAAAGUUGCCCGAGGAUGUUGUGCACCACAUUGCGCAUCAACUUGUGUCUGCUCUAUGGUACUUACACUCAAAUAGGAUCCUUCACAGAGACAUGAAACCCCAGAAUAUCCUCCUCUGUAAUGGUGGUCUUGUCAAAUUGUGUGACUUUGGUUUCGCCAGGGCAAUGAGUGUCGACACUUUCAUGGUAACAUCUAUAAAAGGUACACCUCUUUACAUGUCACCUGAGCUUGUUCAAGAACAGCCUUAUGAUCACAAUGCUGAUUUAUGGGCUCUGGGUUGUAUUCUUUUUGAACUUUUUGCUGGCGAACCUCCCUUUUAUACCACCAACUUAUUCCAGCUGGUUAAUCUCAUCACUAAAAAUCCUGUCAAGUGGCCCACAGGAAUGUCACCUGACUUCCAAGACUUCCUUUGUGGCUUACUUGACAAAGAUCCAAGCACCAGAUUGACAUGGCCUGAUCUUCUCAAUCACCCAUUUGUGAGUGACCAUCUUAUCAGAGAGGAGAACAUUGUAUGGCCCCCUGUUUCCCCACCUAUCCAGGAAGAUAUUGAUCAAGGAGCCACACUCACAUCCAGUAACCUCACCAAAACUCAGAAGUUACAAGCCUCAGAUUUAGCCUUGGCAAAUCUAAAAGAUUCUUUGAAUCUUAUUAGCAACAAGAUCUCUGCUGAGUCUGAGAAAGCAGAGUUGUUAAAAUCCCAGAAAACCAUCACAAAAACACCAACAAAACCUAAAAAAGAUGUUUUUGCCAGAUAUAAAGAUAAGAUUGAAAAGGCAGGUGACAACAUGAAGGAAUUAACAAGUCAGCUCAAAAACAAUGAUGGUAAAAGAGAUGAAGUUCUUGCAAAGAUAGAUAAGAUAUUCUCCAAGGCAUCAAACACUGAAGUGAGUGAUCUGUGUAAUGCAUGCCUUGAUUUGUCACCUGAGACAGAUUUGGUAAAAUAUUUGAUUUCUUGGCAGCACCUGCUUACUUUGGAGGUUGUAAGUGCAUUUGCUAAAUCGAGUACAGAUAUUGUUACCAAUGAGAUUCAAUCACUGCUGGAUCUCUUAUCUUCACCCAAUGACGACAUACUGCAUUCAACAUUGAAUAUCUUACAUCAGCUGAUAUCAAAGAAGGACAGUAUCUCUUCUCUUCUGAAGAAAUUAAAAGUAAACUAUUGUGAGGGUCUGAAGAAACUUGUUGUUAGUUUGAAUGAAAAACCAACACCGUCACAUAUCAACCUUCUACUGAAGCUUUCUCAACACGACCUGGCAAGUGCAACCUCGUGGCUGUGUAGAUGGUUAGGAGGAGCUUUUGAAGCAGACGAUGCUUGGCAGAGACUUCUUGGAACUGGUGAAGGAAAGAAUUUGUUGGCAUAUGCAGCGUCUGCUCACCCUCCUCUUGCACUUGAAAUUUUGAGCAUUUCAGGCUUGUGUUGUGAACUUUUCUCAUUCCCAGAAUCAACAUUGCUCCUUAUAUCCAUAUUUUCAGUAAAUCCUCUUCCCCAUGCUGUUAAUACACUUAUCGAUAUCCGCCAAGCUGUCAGAUCAGAAAUGCUCGCUGUUCUCGAUACUUUAGAUUUGGAUCAGUACUGCCGUGAAGAGAUACUAGUACUCUUCUCCUUAUGUGGUAUACCUUUUGUAGAGCGAACAAAAGGAACCAUUUCACAAAUCAGAGCUGUGAAGACGUUUCCAGACUCUAUAAAGCACAUUUCAGGACUUCAAUCUCCUCUUCAUGGUGCUGUGAUCUGGCUCACAUUCCAGAAUGGUGAUCCUGACACUGUGAUAGACAUAUGGACAUGGGUGUUAGGCUCUAUAUCUGCUACAAAUGUUCUCCAGAAUCACUUCUUGGACAUCAUUCAAACUAUCACUACCACAUUCAGGCAGAAUCCUCUGUCGGACUAUGCAGUACAAGUUGUAGAAUGUGCUCCCCAGAUUGUAAAGAAUUCUCUGCCAUCAUGUGACAAAACAUUGUUUGUCGAGCUAAUUCGGCUGAUGCUCUGUGUAACGGCAAGUGUGGAGGAGAAAGUGUGUGGUCUUGAUGUCAUGAUAACUCUGGUCGACACUGCAGUUACACUAAAGAUGAAAGUUAAAGAAACAGCUCCUAUUCUCCAAAUGUUGAUGUUGAGUUUAGAAUCAGAUGCUGAUUCCGGUGAAGUUUUAGCGUGGUUGCAAGGUCAUGUAAACUUUUUAAAGGCCUCUCUGAAGAGUCCUGAUACUGCUGACGUAUGCAUGUCCUUGCUUGUGUACCUCUGUCACUUCAAACCAAAUGAGGUUCUAGAUCUUCUGCUCAAAGCUUACUCAGUUCCUGACCUCAGUAAGUAUUGUGAGUCUGCUAACGAUACUGUUUUACAGCAGUUUUCAACCCUGGUUUGCUGUAUCGGCCGAAAAUCUUCAAAGAUUGUCAUGCUAUCACCAUUGUCAGAAGUUCUAUCCAAAAAAGCUUCGUCUCAUGAUAUCAUCAGUGCUGCAGUUAGAACACUAGGCAGCUGAUUUUUUCGAUUUUCGGAUUAUCUAGUUAUAGACGUCAGAAUAGAUAGAAGAUGUUACAUUAAUCAUUCUUUUCCAGAAUUCCUUAGCCUGCUAUAAGAUUUUAUUUGAAGAUAAAGCAUGAGGCGUCAAUUUGAUUGUUCAGAUUGAUUUGAGUUUUAAUAUAAUUCAUUUUUAACGUACAGAAGUUUAUGUAAAUAUGUAAUAAAUCAUUAUCUAUCUAGUAAAUUAUAUUAUGUAAGUUAAGCCACAUCACUAUAUUGUAUACAUGUAUACAUGAACAUUUAAGAUUGUAUUGUAAUUUAUAUUUAUAAAGUUUAUAAAAAUUAUCCUAAAAAAU